Messenger RNA from Exophiala spinifera, 831 nucleotides. RefSeq lists its product as uncharacterized. Gene Ontology annotation, cellular component: COG complex; membrane. Gene Ontology annotation, biological process: protein transport; Golgi organization; intra-Golgi vesicle-mediated transport. Lineage: Eukaryota; Fungi; Ascomycota; Eurotiomycetes; Chaetothyriales; Herpotrichiellaceae. The record is from RefSeq and is a predicted model, not a curated record. Bases 1 to 831 code for a protein of 276 amino acids. The transcript has 2 exons.
AUGAGCAGUAGAUUUUAUUUUGGCGGCUCAGAUUCUGGCUCUGAUGUCGAUGAUGAUGCGCCUCUACCAUUUCCAAAACCUCUGGAUCGUGCAGCCUUCCUUGCGCCAGGCUUUAAUGCGGCCACAUUUCUGGCGAGCUUGUCCAAUCGCUUUCAGACACUGGAGGACCUCCAGACCGAACUUCGUGAUUUGAGUAACACAUUGAACAAAGAGUUGGUGGAUCUGGUGAACGACAACUACCAGGACUUUCUCUCUCUGGGAACUACCCUAUCCGGCGGAGAGGAAAAGAUUGAAGAUAUCAGACUAGGUCUGCUCGGGUUUCAGCGUGAAGUCAAGGCGAUCAGAGACAACGUCGACACGAGAAGAAAUGAGGUAGCAGAUCUGCUGAGGCAAAAGAAGACACUCAAGCAUGAUACAGGGAUCGCAAGGUCCCUCUUGGAGAUUGCCGAAAGACUAGAUCAGCUGGAAGACAAGCUGAACACCACGAACUUCAGGCCUACAAACACAUUAGAGAGCGGCGACCAAGAGAACCCCAAUGUUGCGUGGAGCAAAGGUUGGACAGAGAGCAUGAGUUAUGAUAGUGACGACGAGUAUGAAUCUGAUGACACAAGCAUACCACCACGGUUGAAGAGGCAAGUGGAAGAGUUUCUGAUCUUGAAACAUCUCAUCAGUCAAGUCAGCACACAUCACCCCUUCAUUUUGGCCCAAGAUUCGCGGAUACGGAAGCUCCAAGAAAUUUUGUUGUCAGAUCUCGAGGCUGCUAUCAAACAAGAGCCGCAGGUCAAGUUCAAGCAGCAAAUGUUACAGCUUCGGGGGGCUGUAGAGGGUUGA